Molecule: messenger RNA, 1560 nt
Organism: Rhincodon typus (whale shark)
Lineage: Eukaryota; Metazoa; Chordata; Chondrichthyes; Orectolobiformes; Rhincodontidae
Gene: wdr83os
Product: WD repeat domain 83 opposite strand
Exons: 4
Coding region: 246-551 (101 amino acids)
Biological process (GO): protein insertion into ER membrane
Cellular component (GO): endoplasmic reticulum membrane
Molecular function (GO): protein folding chaperone
Source: RefSeq, a predicted model, not a curated record
CCGCUGGAGGCGCUGUGUGAGCUCCCGAUCGGUGAGGAAGUGGCGGGUCCCGGGGCGGAGGAAGAGCAGGGGGAAGAGGCCGGGAACAGGCAGCGGUUACCAUUGAAGCGCACGGCCCGCACUGCGCGCUGUCCGCUCGGGAAACUCCGAAGCCGUGUCCUCGGGAAACGCGGGGCCUGAGGCCGAGGGGCCGGAAACGCCAUAACCGUCUGACUUCCGGUUCCGGGUGAAGGGUCAGCGGCAACAUGGCGGAUCCGCGGCGGCCGAACAAGGUUCUGAGGUACAAACCACCAGCUAGUGAUAAUAAUCCAACCUUGGAGGAUCCAACUCCUGAUUAUAUGAACCUACUGGGGAUGAUCUUCAGCAUGUGUGGGCUGAUGUUAAAGUUGAAAUGGUGUGCCUGGAUUGCUGUUUACUGCUCCUUUAUCAGCUUUGCAAACUCCCGCAGUUCUGAAGACACAAAACAAAUGAUGAGUAGCUUCAUGUUGUCAAUUUCAGCAGUGGUGAUGUCAUACCUGCAAAACCCACAGCCCAUGUCACCACCAUGGUAACAGCCCAGGCCACAUCCAUAUCACCAUGGUAAUGGCCCAGGCUAUGCCCUAUAUCACCAUGGUAAUAAUCCAGCACCACCCCCCUUAACACCAUAGUAAUGACCAAAGCUGCUCCUCCUGUAUCACCAUGUCAAUGAUUUAGGCCUCAUGCCUAGCCUGACUGUGAUAAUGGCCCAGACCUGUAUUCAGUUCCCUGUUAUUGCCAUGGUAUCAGCUCAAGAACUUCCCCAUCUUAUAUUACCAUGGUAAUGGGGUGGUCCAUCCCUCCCAGAAAUGGCUGGCACCAUAACUGAUCCAUGCAGUCCCCUCCCACCACCACCCCUUUUACAUGAACCUCUUUGUCCCUCAGUAACCUCGCCCCCGAGUACCCAACGACAAUCUCAGAACUCGUGCUUUGCCCUUCCUGGACAUUACAAUGUAUGAAGAUCAGGGGAAAGCUGUCAAUGGUGAAGAAAUAACUUAAAUUUCAGAAUAAAAAAAGUAAUUUAUCAGCUAUGCAAUUUAUUUUCCUCUUUUAAUUGUGAAUAUUGAUUGAAGCAUGUGGAGAAGUUCUAGUCAGGCCUCUGAGACCAGUCUGUGUAAAGUUUGCCAAUCUGGGUCUGGCCACAACAAUUGAAAAGUGAUUCACUAUUUUCAACCAGGAUCCCAGCACCACACCCGACCCAGUGCCUGGUUGUCCCUUAACAUGUCACUUUUAUCCAACUUUGCAAGAACUCUCAUGACAACUUGAUUUAACAAGCAACUCAUAACCGAAACAGCACACCAAUCUGAAGUACCAGCAGGAGCAAGUUGUCCAAUUCAUUUUGCAAUCCUAAUUCAUCUGAGUAACUGUUCACCAGGUCUGUUUCCUAAAAGCCGUUUGGCUAAUGAAUAACACUUUACACAAGAACUGCGUGUUAGAUUCUUAUUCUCAUUGCUGCACUGUUUAAAGAUUCUUGCUUCUAGUGAGUGUCUCUUUUUGCAGCAAAUAAGGUGUAUAAGAUCUCACCGAAUAAAGAAAAUAAAUAUU